AUGGGCCGUCAGGAGGCACGGUUUCAGCCAGGCGACCACGCUUGCUUGGUGACGUGGAAGUCCAGCUUCUUCCCGCUCUAUCAGCUUCAUUCGGAGAUACUGGAAAAGUUGGAGCAAGCCAUCGUGUUUCGCAAAGGGAGCCCCAUCUGCAUGGAGGAGUUCAGGGAUCUGCGAGUGUUCAUUCAUGUGAACAGCGACGAUUAUCUGGAAAGACAUUACACAGAGGAAACUGCAGACUGGUGCAAUCACGAAACUCGCACUUCCUCAGUGCAGCAGUGGAUCGAGCAUCGGCCUUGGGUUCAGCUGGUGCCAGGGCCCACGAAGAACCUGAUAUGUGCCAUCAACGAGUACAAGUGGAAGCAUUAUCAGUUGCGGUGUGUGGUGUAUGACAUUCAACGUGCCCCUUAUGGUGGAAAUUAUGGGCCCCUUUCCCAUGCUUCCUGGGAGAAGCGCUUCUUGAUUUGGGGCUGGCAGGACGAGCUCGAUCGCGUGCCUGACCUGGUUGAGUGGUCCCAGGACUAUUCCUCGAUACUUUGCCUGCCAAUCAGUGACCCCGUGCCAAAACCACGGGUGAUGCUGAAGGCCCUUCACAGACGAGACGUUGACAUGAUUCGCAGGUUCAUGCCACUUUCUCUCUUUCCUGGCAACGCCAUCUGGCAUCCUGAUGACAUCGAGCAGAUCACUGCAGCAAAGCAUGAAUCUGAUGCAGAAGGAGAGGACGCUGACAUGCAGGCGGAGGAUCCGGAGUUUCUGUUGGUCGACACCGCCGACCAGGUCCCUGGCACCGAGUGCGAUCAAAUUGGCCGUGUCCAAGUUGGACCCAUCAUCAACAAUUCGCCAUGGCACCAAGAUCAGCGCGCAAAGCAGCGUGCUGCCGCCAGCUGCGGAAACGCAGCUGCUGGAACUUCAAAACCAGUCACUGUGUUCUCCUCUGAGUAG
This is a messenger RNA of Effrenium voratum, 939 nucleotides long. The record is from the annotation of a GenBank genome assembly. Lineage: Eukaryota; Dinophyceae; Suessiales; Symbiodiniaceae.